AUGGAAUGUAAAUGUUAUGCACCAGUUACAAGACAUGACGUCAAAAACAUUAUGGGAGAUAAAGUUUUUAAUUCAUACACAAAAUUCCUCAUUGAAACGCAGAUUUCUGAAAAUCCGAAUCUCAAGCAUUGCAUCAAUCCUCGUUGCCAGAAAAUACUUACAACAAAAUCGAUCUGCUUAUGUCUUGCUGCGGAAUGUGAAUGUGGUGCCCGCAUUUGCUGGUGCUGUGGAGAAGAGGCUCAUGAUCCGGUUACAUGCGAAACAAAGGAUAAAUGGCUUUCAAUCACUCAAGAGGACUCAUUAUCCGAACGAUGGGAAAAACAAAAUUCUAAGCGAUGUCCAAAUUGUAAAGCAGCAAUUGAGAAAAAUGGCGGAUGUAACCACAUGACAUGCUACAAAUGCCAUUAUGAGUUCUGCUGGAUAUGUGGUAAAAAAUGGAGCAGUCAUGGCUAUUAUGAUUGUAUUAGUUAUCCUAGUGCGCCAUCUGAUUUCGAGAAGAAUUCUUUAAAUUUCAACAGAGUUACACACUAUUAUGAUAGAUAUAAAAAUCACUUUAAGUCAAAAGCAAAUGAAGAUAAUAAAAGAAGCUUUUGCUGGAUGAGAUUGUACCAAAUGAUUACAACAAACAAAGAAAAUCCUGCCAAUGAAACCGAUGCUUUCGCAAUUCUCAAAAAAUUAUUCAUUCUAAUGAACAAGGCACGUACUGUGCUUGCAUGGUCAUUUGUAUAUGCCUACUACAUGAAGCCUUUCUCGCAUGAACUAGAGCUUUUCGAGUAUGUUCAGGAAAAAGUUGAAAAGUUUGUUAAUGAUCUCUCAGAUAUAAUUGAAAAUAAUCCAGGCAUCAGUUACAGUGAUCUUAACACAGCAAUGGUCAGAGUUGAAAAGAACUUGGUAUCAUUAUUGAAACAUGUCUCAAAAAUUUAA
Messenger RNA from Trichomonas vaginalis G3, 924 nucleotides. Its product is annotated as protein polyubiquitination. Bases 1 to 924 code for a protein of 307 amino acids. Gene Ontology annotation, cellular component: cytoplasm; ubiquitin ligase complex. The record is from RefSeq and is a predicted model, not a curated record. The transcript has a single exon. Gene Ontology annotation, biological process: positive regulation of proteasomal ubiquitin-dependent protein catabolic process; protein polyubiquitination; ubiquitin-dependent protein catabolic process. Gene Ontology annotation, molecular function: ubiquitin conjugating enzyme binding; ubiquitin protein ligase activity; zinc ion binding. Lineage: Eukaryota; Parabasalia; Trichomonadida; Trichomonadidae.